CCAUGGAGGAGUGCAAUAAUUGAUUUUCGCCGUUUUUCGGCUCACGUUUUUCGACAGUGAGUCGUUCUCGUGUCUGCCAUAGCUUCCGCGAAAAGCACGAACCGCCGUAAUGAAGCUCAAACUCUCAAGAUUUUUGAUGCACAGGUGCAUAAAGUUCUGCAAUUAGUAGCAGAAGCCUUACAUAUCAUACUUUAGAAGGCCGUAUCGACCCACUCUGUUUGGACCAAAGAAAAAGUUGGCGUCGCCUUUCCCCGUGCAUGUAAAAUAAAUGUGCAUGCAGAUCUCAAGAGAAAGAAGAAAAACUUGUUCUUCCUGUUUGUGUUCAUCAGCUUGAUCUCAGUUGAAUACCUCACUUAUUACCUCCAGACUCUGUCUUGGCCAGACACCGAAUGCACAGAAGUCACGACUGACGAGGAAUGCAUGAAACUCAUUUUUGUGGCAGACCCACAGCUGAUUGGUGAAGAGCUAGAAACUGGCUUCAAAUCCAUUUUCAGUUUUUGGGACAGCGAUCGAUAUGUGAAGAGAACUUUCUCCUAUGCCAUGGUGAAUGUCCAGCCUCAGGCUGUCGUAUUCCUCGGCGACCUGCUCGACGAAGGCAGCAUUGCAAGUGAGGAGGCUCACAAGCGAUACGUAGAUCGCUUCAAGUGGGUCUUCCCUGAGCAAAAAAACGUGCCAUACAUAUAUCUACCAGGGGACAAUGAUAUUGGCGGAGAAGGAGAUCCGAUGACGCGGCUAAAAAUUCAAAAGUUCGAGAAGCAUUUCGGCCAGCCAGACAUUAUUCGAGUCAAGGGGAUUACAUUUUAUAAGAUCAACCGAAUGCGUUACCAGUUCCCCAAACUGACGCACGCAUUACCUGAGAACGAAACGAGAAUUAUAGUCAGUCACCUUCCUUUGCUCACACACCCAAGUCCCUUCAUAGACCAUAUCGUGGAAAAGUUUGAGCCCAACUUGAUUUUCUCGGGCCAUGAACAUGUGGCUGCCCACCUGAGCAUAGUGCAGGGUCAGCGCCUUGGCAGGACCGAAGCCCUGGUGGAUCCGGUUGAACUCGAGCUGGACCAAUUUCAAGUCAUUAACGAGAUUAUGGUACCAACGUGUUCCUACAGGAUGGGCACUGUUGAUAUGGGCUACGCAGCUGUUUCUAUCAAUACCAAGACUCAAAGAGCCACCGUGGUGAUUUUGGCGUUACCAGACCGAUUCAGGCAGCUCUACUUUUAUCUCGGAAUGCUCAUCGUUUUAAUACUCUACUAUUUAGCAAUCGCGACUUUUGUAUUUUUCAGGAAGUAUUUCAAGCGUUGUAUUUACCUUUAAUCUAGUGCUGAGAAUAAACCCAAGCUACCUGCAGCAGCCAAAGAGAAUCAACUCCCUUUUAGAGUUGCAAAGUGCCAAAAGAUUCAAGCCAGAGAAUAUCGAUCCCACCUCCCUUUUGAUAUAGCUGUAUUAUACCCUUUUCUAUAGAUCCACUGUCGAAAUGAGCGAGUGCACAAUUUUAACUCUAAAUAAACUUUAUUUUUGGCCAGCAAAUCAAAGUC
Molecule: messenger RNA, 1529 nt
Organism: Neocloeon triangulifer
Lineage: Eukaryota; Metazoa; Arthropoda; Insecta; Ephemeroptera; Baetidae
Gene: Mppe
Product: metallophosphoesterase 1
Exons: 6
Coding region: 421-1308 (295 amino acids)
Biological process (GO): GPI anchor biosynthetic process
Cellular component (GO): endoplasmic reticulum
Molecular function (GO): hydrolase activity
Source: RefSeq, a predicted model, not a curated record